AUGGAAGUAAAUAAACAACGACUUUUGAUGCAGUUUGAGUUAAAUCACUCUUCAACUUGGCUCAUCUUUGUUUUCACAGUCACAGAGGCCGAUGUUCCCGAUAAACAGGAGGACGACAGAAAGGUUUCAGAUGAAGAGGAGGCCGAUGUUCCCGAUAAACAGGAGGACGACAGAAAGGUUUCAGAUGAAGAGGAGGCCGAUGUUCCCGAUAAACAGGAGGACGACAGAAAGGUUUCAGAUGAAGAGGAGGCCGAUGUUCCCGAUAAACAGGAGGACGACAGAAAGGUUUCAGAUGAAGAGGAGGCCGAUGUUCCCGAUAAACAGGAGGACGACAGAAAGGUUUCAGAUGAAGAGGAGGCCGAUGUUCCCGAUAAACAGGAGGACGACAGAAAGGUUUCAGAUGAAGAGGAGGCCGAUGUUCCCGAUAAACAGGAGGACGACAAAAAGGUUUCAGAUGAAGAGGAGGCCGAUGUUCCCGAUAAACAGGAGGACGACAGAAAGGUUUCAGAUGAAGAGGAGGCCGAUGUUCCCGAUAAACAGGAGGACGACAGAAAGGUUUCAGAUGAAGAGGAGGCCGAUGUUCCCGAUAAACAGGAGGACGACAAAAAGGUUUCAGAUGAAGAGGAGGCCGAUGUUCCCGAUAAACAGGAGGACGACAGAAAGGUUUCAGAUGAAGAGGAGGCCGAUGUUCCCGAUAAACAGGAGGACGACAGAAAGGUUUCAGAUGAAGAGGAGGCCGAUGUUCCCGAUAAACAGGAGGACGACAGAAAGGUUUCAGAUGAAGAGGAGGCCGAUGUUCCCGAUAAACAGGAGGACGACAGAAAGGUUUCAGAUGAAGAGGAGGCCGAUGUUCCAGAUAAACAAGAGGACGCCAAAAAGGUUUCAGAUGAAGAGGAGGCCGAUGUUCCCGAUAAACAGGAGGACGCCAAAAAGGUUUCAGAUGAAGAGGAGGCCGAUGUUCACGAUAAACAGGAGGACGACAAAAAGGUUUCAGAUGAAGAGGAGGCCGAUGUUCCAGAUAAACAGGAGGACGCCAAAAAGGUUUCAGAUGAAGAGGAGGCCGAUGUUCACGAUAAACAGGAGGACGACAAAAAGGUUUCAGAUGAAGAGGAGGCCGAUGUUCCCGAUAAACAGGAGGACGCCAAAAAGGUUUCAGAUGAAGAGGAGGCCGAUGUUCACGAUAAACAGGAGGACGCCAAAAAGGUUUCAGAUGAAGAGGAGGCCGAUGUUCACGAUACACAGGAGGACGACAAAAAGGUUUCAGAUGAAGAGGAGGCCGAUGUUCCCGAUAAACAGGAGGACGCCAAAAAGGUUUCAGAUGAAGAGGAGGCCGAUGUUCACGAUAAACAGGAGGACGCCAAAAAGGUUUCAGAUGAAGAGGAGGCCGAUGUUCACGAUACACAGGAGGACGACAAAAAGGUUUCAGAUGAAGAGGAGGCCGAUGUUCCAGAUAAACAGGAGGCCGACAAUGUUUUUGACAAAGAAAAGAAAAAUACAAGAAAGCCAAUUGUGCAACUUGCUUCAGGUAAUAUAGUGGAUAUCACAAAAGUCAUUGACACGUUUGACAGACCAGGAAUAGCCAACACCAGGGGUGUCCACUCCUGCUCCUGGAGGGUCGGUGUCUCUGCAUAG
Paramisgurnus dabryanus is the source of this 1632-nucleotide messenger RNA. The record is from RefSeq and is a predicted model, not a curated record. NCBI's taxonomy places the organism in Eukaryota, Metazoa, Chordata, Actinopteri, Cypriniformes, Cobitidae.